Messenger RNA from Saccoglossus kowalevskii, 1858 nucleotides. Its product is annotated as metabotropic glutamate receptor. The record is from RefSeq and is a predicted model, not a curated record. NCBI's taxonomy places the organism in Eukaryota, Metazoa, Hemichordata, Enteropneusta, Harrimaniidae. Gene Ontology annotation, biological process: G protein-coupled receptor signaling pathway. Gene Ontology annotation, molecular function: G protein-coupled receptor activity. Gene Ontology annotation, cellular component: membrane.
GACGCAAGCUCAUAUUGAUUUAUGCGGAAGCCCCGGAAUGUGCUACGCCCUGGCGAACAUUGAACAUACGGGUAUUGCUAGCUAUCUGAAGAAUGUCCAUUUCACUGGUUAUGGCAAUAUGGUAAUAUCAUUUGACCAAGAUGGAUUCCUUGAAAACCCGGAUGUUGUCGUUCUGAAUUACAAAGAAGAUGGUAACAGCGGAUACCAUCUCGCGGAUCUUGGUCCUGUUGUUAACCUCAACACUAAUCUUGUAAGUUUCUGGGAGAAUGGACUACUGCAGACUGGAACAAACGUAAAAUCCGUGUGCACUGUGCCAUGUACUGAUAUCCAGUGUAAAGUAAAGAAACAGUUCGCAUCAAUCACUGGUCAUAUUAUUAUCGGAGGGAUGUUUUCAGUGCACGACAACAGCAGCACCCCCGACACAUGCGGAGAUAUUAGCUUUGACGGCGUAAAAAGACUAGAAGCAAUGAUGUACGCUGUCGAUAACAUCAAUAACGACCCGAACAUUCUGCCUGGCAUCACCCUGGGUGUGAUUGGAAUGGAUAGCUGUAACAAUGACGCUACAGUCGGGAGAAAAAUAGUCGAAUUACUUGGAUCAGCCGAUUUUAGCAGAGGGGUGGGCGGUAAAAGAACGGGUGAACUGGAUGAGACGCAAUAUAUAAUGGGUGUCGUUGGUACGACUAUCAAUGAGCUGACUGGUGUUAUGGAUGGUGCCGUCAGUGCUGUCAUGCUCCCACAGAUUAGUUACAAUAUUCCGCCCGCCCUGCCGACAAGCAUGAAACGUCUCCCGAACACAUUCAGCACUGGCGCCCCCAUUCAUUAUCAAGCUAAAGCGAUGGUAGAUAUGGCAGUGGCUUUGGAGUGGUGGUACAUACAGGUUAUCUACUCUGACACUCCGAUUGGUCAUGAAGGCUUUGUAGCCAUCAAAAUCUUCGCUAAAGAGGUUGGUAUAUGUAUCGCCAAUUCUUUGGUGAUCAAAGACGGACAUAGCGACAACGAGAUGAAUGUCAUAAUCAAUGCAAUAAGGUCAAGAACUGAUGCCAAGGGUUUGUUGGCCGUCACAUCAAACACUGACAGUCGACAAUUGGUGGGAAAACUAUCUGAUAACAAACUCGAGAAGAACUUCACACUUGUUGUUCCCCAAGAUUUCCACGAAGCUUUUAUGGGGUUUCCGGAUGUGGCUGCUGGUACAUUAAUGGUUGUCCCAUAUGACCCACUUAUACCAGACUUUCAAAACUAUUUUAAGAGUCUUAAACCUGAUUCAAACAGACGCAACCCAUGGUUCCGAGAGUACUGGAUGAAGCGCUUUCAAUGCUAUCUACCAGGAGAAUAUUCUACAGAGACGACAGCCUGUGAAGUUAACCAAGAAUUAUUGGCCUCGGAUGGUGAUGCUGAUAAUAUUGCGGACAUAAUGGACUCUGUGACUGCAAUAGCCAGAGGCAUCGAUGAACUUUAUGGCGAGAAAUGUCCACCUAAGACUGAAAUGUGCAAUGCCCUGGUGAUGUCCACUCCCGAUGAGCUUCUUGAAAAAAUAAGAAGUGUUACUUUUGAAAGUGCAGCUUCCAUGAAAACCUUUGAAUUUGAUGACAAUGGUGAUGGAGUUCCACUUUAUAAUAUUUAUAAUUCACAACUAAUUGGUGAUACUGAUGUUCUCAAUAAUGUACUGGUUGGCAGUUGGAGCAAGGAUAAUCUAACAUUUGGUUAUCCCGAACCAGUGACGCUGUAUGGACCAGGAGGAGUGAUUAUUUAUCCUGACCAAUCCAUGCCAACACAGUGCAUCGGUGCAUGUUCUGAAUGCAAGGAUAGUAGUGGUCAAUGUAGAGGCAAUAUUAUACGCCUUAGACCAGGUGAACAAUAA